UAAUUAAAUUAUCUGGUUCGUAUCGAUGCUCGCUUUUGUACUAGCGUCCUGAUUCCCGUAAUGGAAACAGAAAGGAGUGACAAGUUGUUGCAAGAAAAAGCAAGAAAGCAACUGGCAAAAGAUCUCAAGCCGAUUGAAAAGCUCAGAUACCAGUGUCUUUUACGUGGUGCAUCCGGGAUAGCCGGUAUAGGAAGACAAUUUCGAAUUAUUGAUGAUGACGGAAACAAAAAGCUCGAUUUCAAGGAAUUUUCGAAGGGGUGCAAAGACUUCGGUGUGGAUCUGUCCAAAGAUGAAAUUAAAGAGAUUUUUGAUGAAAUCGACGCAGAUCAGAGUGGAUUUAUUGAUUUUGAUGAGUUUCUAAUGUCUUUAAGAGUAAGAUUCGAUUAUUCGUUAAAGUGUAAGCCUCCUAUGAGCAAAUGUAGACUUGACGUACUGAACAAAGCAUUUCUGAAAAUGGAUAAGACGAAAGAUGGUGCAAUAACUGUACGUUUCCUUUAUAAAUUAUUUCUCUCGUCAUUUAUACUAGCCCUAGGUGAAUAGUAUGGGUUCGAUUCCGUUAAUAAAUCAUUUGUAAGAUUUCUAAGUGUGGAAUUAGAAUAUUUUGCACCCAAAUUCACAAAAUUAUAAAACAUCAUUCGACUUCAACUGAAAUCGUUAUAACCUUUAUCGACGAUAGUUAAUUCGGUUAUUAUUAUCAUAUUCGAAUUCAACCGUGAUCCACACCUCAGUUUACAAAUUAUGUCGGGGAGUUCAGAAAUAUAAAACCCAGGAAAGACUAUUGGUUUAUUGGAAAAGGAAGUGGAAUUAACCAGUUGCUUUCAAAAGCUAGAGUUAAAACACAUUCUUAGUCAGACUCUUUAAGGUAAUUGCUUACUUAUGAUAAGUUCGCAUUUACAGUGUCCACUACUCAGAGAAAUUUCUACACAUACAAAUUUUAAAUCAGAUUGAAAAAU
Molecule: messenger RNA, 953 nt
Organism: Schistosoma mattheei
Lineage: Eukaryota; Metazoa; Platyhelminthes; Trematoda; Strigeidida; Schistosomatidae
Source: the annotation of a GenBank genome assembly